AUGCCCCAAGACGCAAACCCCCCCAAACCCGCCUUCUCCUCCCUCUACCUCCAGAAACUCACCCAGGAACUCGCCGAAGAUCUCGACAAGGUCCGCAACGCAGACGACUUCAAGGCCGACUCGGUGCCCUUCCUCGUCCACGCGCUGCAGCAGGGCGCCGCCCAGUUCUCCCCCGCCCAGCAGGACGCCGUGCUCAAGGCUGCAGAGGGCCGCCGGGGCUGA
This is a messenger RNA of Trichoderma reesei QM6a, 222 nucleotides long. RefSeq lists its product as uncharacterized. The transcript has a single exon. Gene Ontology annotation, cellular component: preribosome, large subunit precursor. The record is from RefSeq and is a predicted model, not a curated record. Lineage: Eukaryota; Fungi; Ascomycota; Sordariomycetes; Hypocreales; Hypocreaceae. Bases 1 to 222 code for a protein of 73 amino acids. Gene Ontology annotation, biological process: ribosomal large subunit assembly.